UCAUUUUCCGUGUUGAACACUAUCAGCAGUUAGUAGCAGGAGGUCCGCUGGAUGAACCGUCGAUCGCAGGGGAUAUUUAAUAUCAAUCAGGGAACAACAAGAAAGACAAAAUGAAGACGUUAAAACAGCUCCAGAUUGCAGCCGUCGUUGUAGUGUUGAUGUGGAUGCGAGCAACGUCAACGUUUUUGCCGUCAAGGAAUCCGAAGAAACUAGACUGUGACUCUCGAUGCAUCUGUUAUAAGACAUGGAUUAAGUUUCGACAUAGUUAUGAACAGAUUGUUAUGCGCUGCACACACUUGAACUUGACAGAGGACCUUUUACCCUUACCUCCAAAACUGUCCAGUAAUAUGUCUACAAGGCUGUAUUUGGAGAAUGGCACAAUUCCCUAUCUCUCAAACACUUCUCUGUCAGUGUAUUCUCCAUACAGGAUCGUCAUUCUCAGUCUGAAAAAUAACACCAUUGAAUACGUAGCCAAGGACACCUUUGGUAAUUUGAUGCAUUUGAAAACACUUGACCUCUCAGAAAACAUCAUUCAUGAGGGGAUUCUAAAGGAAGCUUUCUAUGGAAUCGCCUUGACGCCACUCAAAACAUUGAAUAUAAGUUCAAUGAACCUUCAAAAUGUUUCUGAUGACUUUUUCAAGAAUUUAAAACGUAUUGUCAAUUUCAAUCUUAUAUUUCGCGACAAUACACAUAUGUUCCCAAUGACAGCACUCAUGAGACUGAAUCACAUGAUCUCACUUGACUUUGGGAGAAAUAAUUUAACACUUAUACAUCUAUACAAUGCCAGUUUUACCUCUUUAAGAUAUCUGAAUCUUGAUAACAAUCACUUUUAUGACUUUCCCGAUUUCUGUUUCAAAGAAAGCAACAGUUCGAGGUUCCCUAACCUUGAAACCCUCAAAAUUCAGUGGAAUGAGAUGAGAUAUAUACACCGGUUUCAUUACAACUGUCUUACUAGUCUCACGCGUUUCUACCUAAAUGGUAAUCUGUUCCAGGAACUAAGAUCCAAUCAGUUUUCGAUGCUCCCAAACAUUGUCAAGAUCACCCUGUCCUAUGUUGGAUGUGCGAUGUGCAUUAUUGAACGAGCAGUGUUCAAUAAUUCGGCAUUAAAACAAAUAUAUUUUCGCAAUAAUCAUAUUUGGUUUAGGAACGCUGGCAUUACCUUACGUGUAUUUGAAGGAUGUUCUUCGUUAGAGUUAUUAAAUCUUAAUUACAAUAUUGUCCAAAUCACCAGAGAAGAUGGAUUCAAUACAUUGCUUGGACAUCUUACUCAACUCAAGACUUUGAUCAUGGGAGGUAACAGCCUACGUUUUAUACCACGAGUUAUAACUGAAAGAUUAACCAACAUUGAGAGUCUUUCACUAUAUUCGAAUGAUAUAAAAGAUUUGACGCCGUUGAAAAAUAUGACAAAUUUGAAAAAGUUGUUCAUGGGAAGUAAUCAAAUAACAACUUUAGAUGAGUCGUCUUUCCAACACUUCAGAAGGAAUUUAAUUACAAUUAAUCUCUCUAAUAAUCCCUUUUCCUGUACAUGCAAAAUACUUUGGUUCAUUGAAUGGAUGCGCAAAGAGACCAACAUAUUUGGCUUUAAAACAAAUCCAAAUUUGACGUCUUUUUACAUGUGUUCAAGACCAGGGGACCCGAUACGACAUCGCUUGCUGGAUUUGGAAAUGUCGGAAAUCACUUGUUUAUUGGGUAUGGAUGUCAAGAUUACAACUCUUACCUUAAGUAUUUUGCUCAUUGUGUUCCUCGUGACAGGGGCAGUGAUGUAUCGUUACCGUUGGCACAUCCGAUACUUCAUCUACAUGGUCAGGUACAGUCAACGUCAGGAGGUGGACACACGCGAAUACGAAUAUGACGCGUUUCUAGCUUAUUCUGCACCAGAUCGUCACUGGGUCAUUAAGACUCUACUUCCAGUUCUUGAGGGCCAAGAAGACCUUAAACUCUGUGUUCACGAUAGGGACUUUGAGGUUGGCAAAUUAAUCGUUGAUAACAUAGUUGAUGCUAUUGAAGGAAGCCGCAAAAUCGUCAUCGUUCUCUCCAAUGAGUUUGCCCAGAGUGAAUGGUGCCAGUUUGAACUGAAUCUCAUCCAACGUCACGUGCUGGAAAAUGGACAGCGCCUCCUGGUGGUGGUGAUGCUGGAGGAGAUAGACACGCGCCACGUGACCAAAGCUAUGAGAGCCAUGUUGCAGACGACAACCUACCUGAUGUGGGGCGAGGAAGAGUAUGCCAGAAAAGCCUUCUUCAACAGACUGAGGAUGUUACUUCGCAAAGCGACCAAACAUGGAGGGGAACGGAGACUGUCAGUCUAGUCUGGUCUAUUCUUAAUAUGCAAUGAUCAAUCAACCAGUAAUAUCUACAUAUGUACGGAAACCACGUUGUUGCCCUUUUACUGGUCGCGGUACAACUGUCAAGUGCUGUGAGACUUUGAAAUGAGUCAUCGACCAUUGAAGCAGUGAUUUUCAAGAGUAUAAAGAGGAAUGUAUGUGAUGUACACACAGCUAUCCAGUUCCGAGACAGUGAGAUACCGAUAUCGAUGUUGAUUUAUGAUUAACAAUGAUUGAUCAAGGGAUCUGAGUCCGAAAUAAAAGGACGGAACAACAGUCCUACGGCAUCAGCAACAAUAUCCCUGACAUUACAAAUCUGUAAAUCUUGAGAUCUUGAGAUGAUAGCAUUUGCCUGUCCUACAUACGCUCGUGGAUGUAUCAUAAUAUGUUUUAAACAGUUUUGUGACAGAGCAGUUGAUGUUAUGUUCUAAGCUUGUUAGUUUGCUGAUUCAAACUAUAUGAACUUGAAACUGUAUGAGAAUCAACGAAAUAUCUUUAGCUUAGAUUAUAUUUGUUCUUUUAUUUUAGUCGAACCAGUAGAUAUCCUUAUGGAUGGAGCUUGAGCUUGGAGAGCGUCAUACCUAAAGAGGUUGAUAUAAAAUGUCAAUGCAAGAGAAUAACCAGUCUUGAUUAUGCACCGAAACAUAUUCCAUUUGGUGUAAAGGUCUAAAUAUCUGUGAAAUUAUAUGAAUGGACCACUGAAAAUCAGUGAUGACACCAGGUGUUUGCGAAAAGGGUAAGUAUGUCUUGCCCUACCGGUUGUCAUUCACACAAUUUGCAUUAAAAGACGGUGAUUGCUGCUUCCUUGCCUUGCCUUCGAGAUUAAGGGAAUAAACCACCGACUGGUCGGCUCGAAGUCAGUAUACUGUGUCUGAUUGAGGUAUCCCCUUGGGCUAGCGGUCCCAAAUCGCGUGGCAAACCGCGCACAUGGAAACUCAGCCUAAAGGGCGGCGGCUUUUACAUAAGACUGUAUAGCUUGUUUGUCAAUCCCCAUUCAUAUAUUUAUGUAUAAAAAUCUGUUGAAACAAAAUACAUUGAAAAGCCUGGUAUGUUUGCAUUAAAAUCAAGACAAAGAAAUCUGUAAUUAAAAUGUGUGAGGUGUAAAUGUGUAAGUCAUAUAUUUCUAACUUAGAUCACCGGUAUGUAACCCAGGUAAAGCAUGCAUAUCGGGGAACAUUGCAAUGUGGGUACAGUUUAUCGUGUCUUCGUGCUUUAGCAUUACACAUUGGCUUUUCAUAUUCCUCAAGGUUUUAAUGUUUAUUUGUCAUAUAUUUCUAACUUAGAUCACCGGUAUGUAACCCAGGUAAAGCAUGCAUAUCGGGGAACAUUGCAAUGUUGGUACAGUUUAUCGUGUCUUCGUGCUUUAGCAUUACACAUUGGCUUUUCAUAUUCCUCAAGGUUUUAAUGUUUAUUUGUUUAUUUACUUCUUUUUUUUUCUCUCCUUUAUUUUUUCUGGGUUAUAUAUUUAUCUAAAUAUACAUUUAGUUACUUGUAUGUGUGGGGGUGUUUAACAGAAACCUGGUUGCACCAUGAUAUUCUAGCCACUGAUACCAUUUUCAAAUCGUAGCCUGUAUUAAGGAAUAUAUUUUAGAUCUUAAAACAGAGUAAAACGGACAGCCUGAGUUGGAGGCGCGCGUGGAUAUGUUGACAGUUUUUACGUAGUUAGUGUUAAAACCGAAUGUUUGCGAGGAUUAAUAAGAUUUCUGAUUUCAGUUACAUCAGUAACCGUACAUGUAUUUGUUACAUUAAGUCAUUUCAUUCAAAUUCGUUUGGUAUGAUAUAUG
Messenger RNA from Haliotis rufescens (red abalone), 4105 nucleotides. RefSeq names its product toll-like receptor 3. The record is from RefSeq and is a predicted model, not a curated record. Gene Ontology annotation, biological process: immune response; toll-like receptor signaling pathway. Lineage: Eukaryota; Metazoa; Mollusca; Gastropoda; Lepetellida; Haliotidae. Gene Ontology annotation, cellular component: membrane. Bases 111 to 2306 code for a protein of 731 amino acids. The transcript has 2 exons. Gene Ontology annotation, molecular function: protein binding; transmembrane signaling receptor activity.